Molecule: messenger RNA, 1251 nt
Organism: Pyricularia oryzae 70-15
Lineage: Eukaryota; Fungi; Ascomycota; Sordariomycetes; Magnaporthales; Pyriculariaceae
Exons: 3
Coding region: 156-1142 (328 amino acids)
Biological process (GO): lipid metabolic process
Cellular component (GO): membrane
Molecular function (GO): oxidoreductase activity, acting on the CH-CH group of donors
Source: RefSeq, a predicted model, not a curated record
UAUAAAUGCUCGGUCUCAAUUGAUGGCGUCACGACUGGUUUUCAGUGAAAUGUCUUGGUCAGUUUUAUCAGACGAAGGUUUCCUAUAAUAAUCAGCUCAGACUUCCGGCAAGCGAAGACGAUUGGGUUGCCUAGGGGGUAGCAAGACUCGCUACAAUGGCGUCCCUACUACAUGCCCUGCUUCGAAUGACAAACUUCAAGAACCCGUUCUUGAGGACAUUCGUGCCGGCGGUCGGGCUCAUUUACGGCUUGCAAAUCGGUGUUGCGAUUCCCAGCAUCAUCGCUCAAUCCGAGCGUUUUUACGAUGUCUCGGGGUCCCUCACUUAUCUGGCUGCAACGGGGCUGAGCCUGUACCUGCCAGCCAUCCGCGCUCGCGCUGCCGCGGCGAGUGCUGGUAUGCCAGUUCCGCCGCUUCCGAGCCUGCUGGCCCCAUUCUCCAACCCCUCGGCAGUCCUCAACUGGCGCCAGGUCAUUCUCAGCGCCGCGGUCAGCGUCUGGGCCACGCGGUUGGGAUCGUACCUGUUCGAAAGGGUUCUCAAGGAGGGCAAGGACUCGCGCUUUGAUGAGAUCAAGAAGUCGCCUCCUAGGUUCCUGACCGCGUGGAUCGCACAGGGAACCUGGGUCACCCUCUGCACGCUACCAGUCCUCGCCAUCAACUCAGUCCCAUCUGCCGCCCUCCGCGCCGUCCCCGGCAGUGUGCGCGCCACCGAUGCAAUUGGCCUUUCGCUCUUCCUGCUUGGAUUCGGGUUUGAGGUGGUUGCCGAUAGGCAAAAGGCCAAGUGGGCUAGUGAGAAGAGGGCCAAGGUUCACGACGAGCAGUUCAUGACCCGCGGUCUGUGGACUGUGAGCCAAUACCCUAACUAUUUCGGUGAGAUCUCACUCUGGACCGGUAUUGCAACUGUUGCAGCUGGAGCUCUGCGAACUCAGCCUAUCCAGUCAGCGAUCGGGCUGGGCGGAGGUGUCGGAGGCAUUACUGCUGCUGCGGCAAUGUCGUAUAUCAGCCCUCUCUUCGCCUACCUGCUGCUGACCAAGGUCUCGGGAAUCCCAAUGAGCGAGAAGAAGUACGACAAGAAAUUCGGUGACAGGAAGGACUAUCAAGAGUGGAAGAAGAACACGCCCAGGCUGAUUCCCAAGCUGCUGUAAUUAAUGCUACCCGGAAACAAAAUCAUGCCUAUCAUGGUAUAGAGAAGACAAAAAAACACAACCCUAUAAAAAUGUGAAACAGUCUUUCCAAUCAACUCCGUUUCGCCCC